CCCAGGAAGCGGGAGCAGGAAGCUGCGGGGCAGCGGGCAUGGCGGGCAGUGGCCCGGCGUGUAAAAGCCAUUGCCAUGGGCCUCCUCGACCUCAUUUACACAGCAGCCACAGCGUCCAUGGAGACCAAGGUCUCCCAGGCCCAUAUCCCACUGCUGAAGACCCCAGCACCUGUGAUAUCGUCAAGGCUACACAGUAUGGAAUGCUAGAGCGAUGCAAAGAGCUGGUAGAAGCAGGAUAUGAUGUUCGACAACCAGACAAAGAAAAUGUGACUCUUCUUCACUGGGCAGCAAUAAACAACAGACAGGAGCUGCUUAAAUAUUACAUUUCCAAAGGUGCGGUAGUGGAUCAGCUUGGUGGAGAUUUGAAUUCUACGCCCCUGCACUGGGCCAUCAGACAAGGACACCUUCCCAUGGUCAUGUUAUUGUUGAAAUGUGGAGCGGAUCCUAGUCUUAUUGAUGGGGAAGGAUUCAGUAGCAUUCAUUUAGCAGUGCUGUUUCAACACAUGCCCAUCAUAGCCUACCUCAUAGCAAAAGGCCAGAACAUAGACACAACAGACUUCAACGGACAAACACCUUUAAUGUUAACAGCACAAAAAACCAUUGGACCAGAACCCUUGCGGUUUCUCUUAAAGUUUAACCCCUCUCUCAAUGCUGUAGACAAUGUUCAAAAGAAUACUGCACUGCAUUGGGCAAUAGCCUUAGGAAAUACUAGUGCAGUGGAUCUGUUGCUGGAAGCUGGUGCCAGCCUGGACAUAAAAAAUGUCAAGGGAGAGACACCGCUUGACAUUGCUUAUCAAAGUCAGAAUCACUUCAUGGUUUAUAUGAUACAAGAGGAAGAAAGAAUGAGAAACAGGAGAAAUAAUAGGUUACUGAAAAUAGUAGAGAAAUAUGAGCUCUUCCUGAUAUUAACAUCUUCCUUGACAUUCAUGUGGGCCAUUGGAAAUGUCAUGGACUUAAGUUCUGAUUCUUGGCUUUUAAAAGGAGGUUUGCUUCUCAGCCUGCUGUUUGGGAUGGCUCUGUUUGUGAGGCAACUCGUGGGGCUCAAGAAUCUAAGGUAUCUUCCCACAGCAUUUCUGUUAAGUUCAGUCUUUUGGAUGUCCAUGACCUGGUUUUUCUGGUUCUUGCCUGAUACCACAAAUGCAAUUCUUAAAAUCACUGUCAUGUUCAGCAUGAUGGGUCUUCUCUAUUAUUUCUAUAAAACCUGGAGUACUGAUCCUGGAUAUAUAAAAACUUCAGAAGAAGAAAGAAAAGAGAACAUUAUAGCUCUUGCGGAAGCUGGUUGCUUGGACUUCAGAACAUUUUGCACAUCAUGUCUUGUAAGGAAGCCUUUGAGAUCUGUGCAUUGCCUUGCUUGCCAGGCAUGUGUAGCCAGAUAUGAUCAACAUUCUCUGUGGACUGGACAGUGCGUAGGUAUUGGGAACCAUUAUUACUACCUGUUGUUCCUGUUUUUCCUGACCAUGACUGGUGUCUGGCUGCUUUAUGGAACUCUUCAGUAUUGGUCCAACCACUGUGCAGCAAGUUUCCAGCAAGAUGGAGUGUGGAUGUUCUUCACCCAGACUGUGUCCUGCUCUCCCUGGGUUUCCUACAUCUCCUCAGUAGCCUGUUUCCACACCCUUUGGGCCUCAGGGUGGCUCUCUGUUCAGCUUUAUCAGAUUACAUUCCUGGGGUUGACCUCACAUGAAAGAAUGAAUCUCCUGGUGCAGAGAAAAUCCUCUAAGCAUCCUGUUUCACUCAGGAAGACUCCAUACAACCUUGGAUGCUUCCAGAAUCUUGCAGACUUUUUUCAGUGCAGUUGCUUUGAUAUUUUCAAACCCAACAUAAUUGACUGGACCAAGCAAUAUAAACUUUUUCAUCUGGCAAAGGAGAAAAAAGUUCAUUCUGUGUAAAGUUUUGCUUAAUUUCUAAGACAAUUGAGCUAAAAGCUAAAUAAAACUGGGUAUUUUGUUAAUUUUUA
This is a messenger RNA of Ficedula albicollis (Collared flycatcher), 1954 nucleotides long. RefSeq names its product zinc finger DHHC-type containing 13 (gene ZDHHC13). Gene Ontology annotation, molecular function: protein binding; palmitoyltransferase activity. The record is from RefSeq and is a predicted model, not a curated record. Gene Ontology annotation, cellular component: Golgi membrane. Gene Ontology annotation, biological process: protein palmitoylation. The coding region runs from base 39 to 1886 and encodes 615 amino acids. The transcript is spliced from 17 exons. Lineage: Eukaryota; Metazoa; Chordata; Aves; Passeriformes; Muscicapidae.